Molecule: messenger RNA, 644 nt
Organism: Closterium sp. NIES-65
Lineage: Eukaryota; Viridiplantae; Streptophyta; Zygnematophyceae; Desmidiales; Closteriaceae
Source: the annotation of a GenBank genome assembly
CAACAAAGCCCAAGAGGAAAGCGGCAGUGGGAGGGGCACAUGCAACCAAGAAAGUGUCUUCGUUGGUGAACAAGUGGAAAGCAGCCAAGGAAGAACUAGACGAGGAGAGGAUGAGGCGCGAGCAGGAAGAGGAGGAGAGGGAGCGGGCGUUGUAUGACGGGGAGGUGAUUGGCAAGGAGCGGCAGAAGAAAAUCGAGGAGUGGAAGCAGCAGCAGCUGCAGACAGGCGAGGCAGAGGAGAACGCCAACUUCCAACCACUCGCAGUCGAUUGGAGAGAGCGAGUGAAGCGGGCGAGAGGGGCGAAUCAGGCCCAGGCGGACUCGCCGCUUUUGAACGGUGCUGGUGCUGCUACAGCCGCUGCAACACCUGCUGCUACAGCCGGUAGUGCAACUGGGGAUGAUGAACAGUCAAGACAGCAGGGAGGGGGACCGGCUGCAGUGGCAGCAGGAGCAGCAGCAGUGGCAGCAGCGACGGCAGCAGUAGCAGUGGGUGCUGGAGCGAAGAAGAAGCGCAAGGGGACGGAUUUAAAGGCUCUUUCUGCUGGGCUGCCAGCUGCUUGGCAGGCGUUUUUGGAUCCCCAGUCAAACGAAGUGUAUUAUGGCAAUCUGUCAACCAACGAGACAUCUUGGGACAGACCAGUGUAG